CUCCUCCUCCAACAGCAACUGCCACUUCUUCCUCGCUGGGCUCACUCUUACCUGGGCAGUAGCCGUGGCAGCAGCAGCAGUAGCAGCUGCUAGACUGCGCUAAACCAGGCUCUCACCCUCAGCUACCUGGCUGCUACAGCCCUCUCUAAUUAUCUCCACCUGCUUGCCCUCUCCAGCAUAUCCUUUCUGCCUCCCGAGUCCUCUCUGUUCCUGGAUCCUGCCCCCAUGGCCGCAGAGGGGCCGGAACGCUCCCGGCUUACUGCCGGCUGCGGGCUACUCCUGUUGACCCUCCAGGCCUUGAGUUUUUCUUGUGAGGCCUGCAAAAGAGUGAUACUUACUGUUCCUUCUAAACUAGAAGCUGAGACUUUUGUUGGUAGAGUUAAUCUAGAUGAGUGCCUUCCAUCUGCAAACAUAAUCCAUUCAAAUGAUCCUCACUUCAAAAUUUUCAAAGAUGGCUCAGUGUAUACAACCAAUACUAUUGUGUUAUCUCCAGAGAAGAGAAAUUUUACUAUUCUACUUUCCAACACACAGAAAAGAGAACUGAAGAAUAUAGUUGUCUUACUAGAAUAUCAAAAGAAGGUACUGAAGAAAAGACAUUUGAAAGAAACUGUCCUUAAGCGUGCCAAGAGGAGAUGGGCACCAAUCCCUUGUUCAUUACCGGAGAACUCUUUAGGUCCUUUUCCCAUGUACCUUCAACAGGUCCAGUCUGACUCAGCACAGAAUUAUACAGUCUAUUAUUCAAUAAGAGGGCCUGGAGUUGAUCAAGAACCUUUAAAUUUGUUUUACAUUGAGCGAGAUUCAGGAAAACUAUUUGUUACUCGCCCUGUAGAUCGUGAGAAAUGUUCAUCUUAUGGGUUAAUUGCCUAUGCAUCAACUCCAGAUGGUUAUUCUGUAGACCUUCCAUUACCCCUUGAAAUCAAAAUUGAGGAUGAAAAUGACAACUACCCAAUUUUCACUGAAAAUCCUUAUCAAUUUGAAGUUCUUGAAAACUGUGGAGCUGGUACAACAGUGGGUCAGGUCUGUGCUACAGAUGCUGAUGAACCUGACACAAUGCAUACCCGUCUGAAGUAUACCAUUAUAGAGCAGCAACCACCAUCACCUACAUUAUUUUCUAUACACCCAGUCACAGGUGUGAUCACCACAACAUCAUCUCGGUGUGACAGAGAGGUUGUGGACAAAUACAAAUUGACACUAAAAGUACAAGAUAUGGAUGGUCAAUAUUUUGGCAAGUCUACUAAGUCAACGUGCAUCAUUUCAAUUGGAGAUGUGAAUGACAACUUGCCAAUUUUUACAAGAACCUCUUAUGUUACAGAAGUAGAGGAAAACAAAAGCAAUGUGGAAAUACUUCGAUUAGCUGUAGAAGAUAAAGAUUUGAUUAACACUCCAAAUUGGAGAGCUAAUUAUACUAUUUUAAGGGGUAAUGAAAAUGGGAAUUUCCACAUUGUGACAGACCCCAAAACUAAUGAAGGAAUUCUUUGUGUUGUUAAGGGACUAAAUUAUGAGGAAACACGCCAGGUAGUCCUGCAAAUUGGUGUAACAAAUCAGGCUUCAUUUUUUGGAUCUGGUGGUUCAAAGACAACAGGCAUGAGCACAACUACAGUUACUGUUAAUGUUAAAGACCAAGAUGAAGGGCCUGAAUGUAGUCCUCAAAUGCAGACUGUUCAUGUGAAAGAAAAUGCAGUACUGGAGACACAGAUCAAUGGUUAUAAAGCCUAUGAUCCAGAAACUAGAAGCAAUAAUGGCAUCAGGUAUCGAGCAUUAAGUGAUGCAAAAGGAUUGUUCACAAUUGAUGAAACAUCAGGUUCGAUCAGAGUUCUUAGAAGUUUAGAUAGAGAGUCAAAUACCUUCAGACAUGGCUCAUAUAAUAUUACAGUACAAGCAGCAGACAGAGAUGGCAGAACAUGUACUGGUAUCUUGAGGAUUAUUGUUGAUGAUGUAAAUGAUAAUGGUCCAGUCAUACCCCAAAAAUCAGUAAUAAUCUGCAAAACGCAAAUGGGCUCAGCAGAAAUUGUUGCUGUAGAUCCUGAUGAGCCUAUCAAUGGCCCACCCUUUCAAUUCACCUUGCCAAGCAGUUCUUCACGGGUUAAUGAUGGAAUAUGGAGACUGAGCAAAAUUAAUGAUACUGCUACACGCAUAACCUUCCGCAAUGAUCCAGGAUUUGGGGUAUAUGAUAUACCUAUUGAAGUUAAAGACAGACUUGGCCUGUCUAAAACCAAUGUAUUGAGUAUUAAUUUAUGUGAUUGUGUUGUUCCAAGUGAAUGUACAACUCGUGCAGUUCCAUUGCUAGGUACAAAUGAUGUAAGACUUGGAAAAUGGGCCAUCCUUGCCAUGAUACUGGGUGCAGCAUUACUGUCUUGUAUUUUAUUUACAUUAGUUUGUGGAGCUGCUGGUUCUUCCCCUGCAAAAAAACCUUUCCCUGAUGAUUUGGCUCAGCAGAAUCUUAUUGUUUCAAACACUGAAGCCCCUGGAGAUGACAGAGUGUAUUGUACAAAUGGAUUGACCACACAGAAUGUGAACACUGGUUGCACACUAGUAUCAGGAGUAAAAAAUGGUCAAGAAAGCUUUGAAAUGAUGAAAGGAGGUCAUCAGACUUUGGAAUCCUGUCGAGGAGGAGGACACCAUACCCUGGAUUCAUGUAGAGGAGGACAUCACACCCUGGAUUCUUGUAGGGGUGGGCAAGUUGAGAUGGACAACUGUAGAUACACUUAUUCUGAAUGGCAGAAUUUUACUCAACCCCGUCUUGGUGAAAAGGUACAACUGUGCAAUCAGAAUGAAGAUCAGACCCAUGCUCAAGACUAUGUCCUUACAUAUAACUAUGAAGGAAGAGGCUCUGCGGCUGGUUCUGUAGGGUGUUGCAGUGAGCGCCAUGAAGAAGAAGGGCUUGAAUUUUUAGACCACUUGGAACCCAAAUUUAGGACUCUAGCAGAAACAUGUAUGAAGAGAUAGAUAACUGUCUCUCUAAUAAUUCAAUACUGGGACUUGGAGUGGCGUUGUGGUUUUGUGUUUUUGUUAUUUGGAGAAUUCAAAGCUGGGAUAUUUUAAAACUUGAAUGCAACAUAUUAUAGGUUUUUAUUCUUUAUUUGAAAAAAGCUGUUUUGCCAAAAUGCAGGUCCACAUCUUAUAUUAAGCAUGAAAAUUUACCUAUGCUCACACUUAAAACAAAAAAUUACCUGUCUUCCUUUGAGGAGAUGGAGAGAUAAUAAAAUGAAUGAACUUGACAUUUUUUUACUAGUAAAUAGUAAAAGGCACUUGGUUAUUUGUAGGAUUGCCUUAGAGGUAUUAUAAAUAUGAUUAUAUUUUGUUAGUUCAUGGAUAAACAUUCUGGAUUAGUAAGUCUAUAGUAAGUGACAUUUAAAAAAAAAGCACUAGAGUUUUACUAUUAUCAAGCACUUAAACUUAAAAAGUUUAGUAAAGCUCUUUUUAGAGGCUCUACUUUUAACCAUUAUUUUAGUCUUAGUUUAUCAGACAUAUUCAGUAUUGGUAAUUGUGAGGAUGCUUAAAAACAGUUUUUUCCCCCAUUAUUUUAAAUAGUCUUCUGUAGUCUUAAUAACAGUUUGUUUAGUAAACUCAUUGUGAGCAGUGCAAGACUUCAUUUAAAUUAUCACUCUAUUAAUGGAGUCCAAAUUUCUGAUGAUUUACUGUAUUAAAAAAAAAAUCGGCACUGGAUCUACAUUUCAUCCUUUGACUGCCAUGGAAAUGUAGAUUUCAAAUAUAUUUUCAAAAGCAUUUGCAUAUCUUUGAAAGUUUGUUUUUGCAGUGUUUUUCUUUGAUAUAAUCUUCAUAUCAUAAAUGUUAUAUUCUUUAUUUAAAAUAUUUAGCCUAAAAUAGCUAUAAUAUGGGCUAGAGGAACUCAAAACUUCUAAAAAUCUUCCCCCAACACUGAUCCCCUUUGCUCUAUGGACUGCUUUUGUUUUAUGUAAAGAUAUGUCUUCUUGAUUUUAUGGAAAUAUGUGUUAUUAAAAUUGUAUCAAAUGUGUUUGGUGACUGUUUUACUAUGCAUUUUAGUCUUUAGUUUUGCCAUUAAAACUAUAGAAAUAAAAUGUACUCCAUGCUUUCAGUAGAACCAAUUUAAUUUUUUUUUAAAUGGGGAGAAAAAAAAAUAUGUGUGGAUAUAUAGAGUUUAAAAUUCAAUUCAGCAAUUUAUUAAAUACUUACCUUGUGGAAAACAUUGAACUAAAUAAUGAAGAUGAAAAAUGAAUGAAAUUCACUAUGAGUAAUUACAUGUAUUCAGAUUCUUAGAAUGUGACAGCAACAGAAGAAAGACAAAAAAUAAAGUCUUCUAAGAAAA
This is a messenger RNA of Antechinus flavipes (yellow-footed antechinus), 4288 nucleotides long. Its product is annotated as desmocollin-2-like. The transcript has 16 exons. NCBI's taxonomy places the organism in Eukaryota, Metazoa, Chordata, Mammalia, Dasyuromorphia, Dasyuridae. Gene Ontology annotation, cellular component: desmosome; plasma membrane. Gene Ontology annotation, biological process: homophilic cell-cell adhesion. The coding region runs from base 226 to 2946 and encodes 906 amino acids. The record is from RefSeq and is a predicted model, not a curated record. Gene Ontology annotation, molecular function: calcium ion binding.